Messenger RNA from Arctia plantaginis, 429 nucleotides. The record is from the annotation of a GenBank genome assembly. NCBI's taxonomy places the organism in Eukaryota, Metazoa, Arthropoda, Insecta, Lepidoptera, Erebidae.
AUGUGUACAGUGGCUGGAGGCAUGAGCAGGGCUGAGCAUGAACAGCGACGUAUUUAUGGUUCUGAGUGCGGUGAGGAGUUACCUCGCUACGCCAGCAGUCCACAACGUCAGUCAUCGCCGUUUCCACACGAGAGCACUAACCGUAGAUUCUACAGAAGAAACAGGAAUUCUAAAGGAGAAGAGAUAUUCACUGCUGAAACGGGCGGUACGCUUUCACGAAGACCGCGCCGCGAAGAUUUUCCACACGAUAACAACACACGCAACGGCCGCCUCUGCCUCAACAAUGGUAAAGCUAAAGUUAAUAUUGUUGCAGAUAUUAUUGUUCAAAAUGAUAGAGUUUUAGAAGAUAACGAAAGUUCCCAAGAAGAUGAUAUGAAUGACACUGACAAAGACAGCGACGAUGAUGAUAAUAUAAUAAUAAUAAUAUAA